Messenger RNA from Hydractinia symbiolongicarpus, 1611 nucleotides. RefSeq names its product E3 ubiquitin-protein ligase NRDP1-like. Gene Ontology annotation, biological process: regulation of canonical NF-kappaB signal transduction; positive regulation of JNK cascade; tumor necrosis factor-mediated signaling pathway. The record is from RefSeq and is a predicted model, not a curated record. Gene Ontology annotation, cellular component: plasma membrane signaling receptor complex. Gene Ontology annotation, molecular function: ubiquitin protein ligase activity. The transcript has 2 exons. The coding region runs from base 289 to 1251 and encodes 320 amino acids. Lineage: Eukaryota; Metazoa; Cnidaria; Hydrozoa; Anthoathecata; Hydractiniidae.
GUUAAAAAUAAAAUAAAAAGUUUUCGUGCCGUAUUUAAAGUUUAUUGUAAACAUCCCAGAAUUUUGACUCGAUUAGUUUUGAAGCACAAAAAAAAAUACAGCUAUUUCCGGCGACUUGUGGAGUUUUGGUACGAAAAGCAAAUCAGAUAUUUUUAGUGUCAUUUUACCACAUUUCUUUUUAAAAGACUUAGAGCUAGUUACAUAUCAUUUUAUUUAUUUCCAUUUUUUCAUCCAAGGCUAUUUGUAAAAUCUAUAAAAAUUCACCACACCAAUAAUAUCAAUACCAAUAUGGGAUACGAUGUAAACAGAUUUCAAGGUGAUGUUGAUGAAGAAUUAAUAUGCUCCAUAUGUAGUGGUGUUCUUGAAGAACCAGUACAGGUCCCCAUUUGUGAACAUGCAUUUUGUUCAGCUUGUAUACUUGAAUGGUUAAAUCACCAAGCAACAUGUCCUGUUGAUCGUCAAAGUAUUACAUCUUCACAGCUUCUUAAACCCGUUCCUCGUAUACUAAAAAAUCUUCUAUCUCGUUUGACAAUAAAUUGCACAAAUGCUAAUUUUGGAUGUGGGUCUUUUGUUAAACUUGAUGUACUUAAUCAACAUUUAUCAGAAUGUGAACACAAUCCCAGAAGACCUGUUCAUUGUGAGCUUGGCUGUGGUCUAAUUAUUCCACUUGAUGAAGUUGGUCAACAUAACUGUGUCCGUGAAUUGCAUGGCAUUAUCCAAUCACAGGGUGAUCAAAUACAAGAUCUCAAGGAACAAGUUCAAGAUUUUCAAAGACAAAUUGUUGAAUUAAAACAACAAGUUACAGUUGUUACUGAUAUAAUGCAAAGUUUUCGAAUGUCUGCUAAUAAUUUAUCGUUAGUAUCACCUCGUAGAAAUUUUGUGGAUACAACAGAUGAAGUGCAGCAAUGGCUUUUAGCUUUGCCACCAGCAAGGGUUACUAGAUGGGGUGGAAUGAUAUCUACGCCUGAUGCUGUUCUUCAAGCUGUUAUUCGAAGAUCUCUUGCAGACAGUGGUUGCCCACAGUAUAUUCUUGAUGAUCUCAUGGAAAAUGCUCAUGAAAGGCGCUGGUCACAGGGGCUGAGUACAUUAGAAACCAGACAAAUGAAUCGUAGACGUUAUGAACAAUAUCUUGCACGAAGAAUACCAGGGAAGCAGGCAGUUGUUGUUAUGGCAUGUGAAAAUCGUCAUAUGGGAGAGUUUAUGGUAAUGGAGCCAGGGAUUGUUAUGAUAUUUGCACAUGGAAUUGAAUAAUACAUGCAUAUACCAACAUGAUUUUGCAACCAUAGAUAUUUAAAAAAAUUUGCCAAGAAAUUAUUUUUAAAAAAGACUUAAAAUUCUUCAAAUGUUGUGAUUAUUUUUUUGUAAAUGUUUGAGAAUCUCUAGAAAAUUGUGAAAUUGUUAAAAAAUUGUGUCAUAAAGUGUGACAAGAAAUCAAUCCACAUGAAAUACUAUAGAUACCAAAAGAUUUUUUCCAAAAGUGUUGUAAGGUUUUUUACUUAAUAAUAUAUCAUAUUGUGAAGUUUUGUGAGAGCUCGGUAUGCUUAAACAAAAAGUUGAUGUAAUAUAUGUUUGUUUCAGAAGUUGGAAAAAAUUUUGCGUUUUAUUUUCAAA